Molecule: messenger RNA, 348 nt
Organism: Acanthamoeba castellanii str. Neff
Lineage: Eukaryota; Discosea; Longamoebia; Acanthamoebidae
Exons: 2
Source: RefSeq, a predicted model, not a curated record
UUCCCCGCCCGUAAGACCUCCAACAUAGGUAAGGCCGGUGAGGAGGAAGCCAAGUGCGAGCAUGGCGGCUAUACAACCCACGACCGCCGCCGGGUGCUACUGGACAAGAACACCCCCCUCCGUGAAGUGCGGCGCCACCUUGACCGAAAGCUGCGGCAGCCGCGAAUGACCGACGACUACGGACACGCCUUCCAAGAAAGCGACCUAGAGCAGCCGUUGUGGAAAUUCAGCGAUGGCUGCGCGCUUCAGGUGGUCUUCGUGCCCACCGACAUGGACAACUUGAAGGAUUUUGCAGAGCAGGGGACACAGAAGGUCAUGACUUCCCUUUUAAGGAAGAAAGUGGCCUAG